Molecule: messenger RNA, 2998 nt
Organism: Ciona intestinalis (vase tunicate)
Lineage: Eukaryota; Metazoa; Chordata; Ascidiacea; Phlebobranchia; Cionidae
Product: podocan-like
Molecular function (GO): protein binding
Source: RefSeq, a predicted model, not a curated record
CUAUCGUUGGCCCUAUUUAACUUGGAUGAAUUGGCUGCGCAGCAAAAACUUACGUCUAAGACCUUAAAACCAGCAUAGUGACGGUCGAUUUACAUCUGCCGAGCAUGAACGUACCACGGAACAUGUUCGGUCAAGUUAAAUGGCGCAUACCGGGAUUUUGCUUGUGCGAGGGCCGUAUUUAUAUGGCUUAUGGCUGCAAGGCAAGUACUUUGUGUGUUUAGCAGCGUAUGCAAACAUCGCAUUGUUAAUACGGAUGGCCAAGUCGGAUUUGCGUCGUCCAGGACCAUUCUUUGCUGUGUGGUUAGGCUGCGGAUCUGAAACUAAUGCUAGGUCGAAAGGCGAGCUAGUUUAUCCCACGUAUCUAUGUAAUAACAUUGUGGCAGUGUUAGAAUGAGUCAGAUUCUUUUAAGCCCUUGACAAAAUAUCUUUAGAUUCCACGGAACAAAACUUUGAACUAGACAGUUUGAUAGCAAAUUGAAAUCUAUGAAGUGGUGAAAUUUGUUUAUGAAGAUAUCAUAAGAUGAAAUUGAAAUCCCAGCUCACAGCGGUUGAAAUUGGUUUGGGAUUAAAGCUGCAGCAAACAGAGCCACACACGACGCUUAGUUUGACUGACAAGGUUAUCAGUUAUCUGCAGAAUGGCCCUUGAAGGUUGCAGAACUUCUCACCAGCUCUAACCCGAGCUAGGUUGUAAACUUUAAAUCGUCGUCUUAUCAGAUGAAUUAGCACGACUGAGAAUGCUAUGAGGGUUGCGUCGUUGAUUUAGGCGUGAAAACAUCUUCAAUGUAGUCGUAAAACGUGCUGGUCAGCAGGUUAAACACUUUCGACAUUUGAUACGCCCAUCAUAGCAAAUGGUAUCAUUUUAAAGUGAAACCUUAUCGUAAUCCAACACACUAUUGUUAAGCUAUUCAAUACGGAAGCAGCGUUAUCGAGACGCUAUUGUUACGUAAUAGUUACGCAACAAUACCAUGUGUAUUCCACGCGGUCUAGUAGUCUCGAUUUCCUCUCAAACAAACUAUUAUCUGCUCGACUUUAAUCCGCAUCUAUUUAUCGAUAAACCGGUUAAUACCGAAAAUAACCGGCUGGUGGUUUAUUUUGAGCAAAACGCAUAUGAAAUGGUACCAAUUCUGAGCCUUAACCCACCAAACACUACCCUAUCCAAUUACAGAUCUUGCGUAGUUUAUUUUAUUCAAUUGUGCUGUGUUUUAAAUUUUCGCGCCAAAUGGAAAAGUACUGUUACGUCACAAUGUGUGCAUUUUUGUGGGCCACCGCCUUAGCCAGCUACAAAGUUGGAAGCCAAACUGAAUACCAACGACUCGUUUUUAAAGGUGAUGGUUUAGCCUGCCCAGAUUCCUGUCACUGUUCGUCACCAGAAAGGGUCGAUUGCAGCGAAGCCGAUCUGCAGUUUGUGCCAAGUAAUAUCUCGGGCAGUACAGUUUACCUCAUUCUCACUAACAACAAAUUGGAAGCUUUAUCCUCCGAGUGUUUCACUGAAUGCCCGCUCGUUCAAACAUUGGAUUUACAGUGGAACAUGAUAUCGGAAGAGGGACUCCCCCCGAGCACGUUUGCCCCGCUAAGCAACUUGUACCACCUGAUCCUAUCAAACAAUAGGCUUCGCAAAGUGCCGGCCGGUUUGCCGGAUUCUCUUUUAACGCUCCAUUUAGCAGGAAACGAAAUAAAGCGAAUAGACCCGGCAGCUCUGGCCUUGAAGUCCCAACUACGGAAUCUUUAUCUUCACAACAACCGUCUUGCAGAUGACGGAAUACGGCGCGGAAUUUUCCGCAGUCUUCGAAAACUGGUGGAAAUGACUUUAUCAAGCAACCAAAUCACCCGAAUGCCUUUGAUUCCGGAUUCCGCGGAAAUGGUUUAUCUACAAAACAACAGUCUACAAGAGUUACCACCGGGAACCUUUCGGCAUAAACGAAAUGUUCGUGUCCUUUUCCUGCAGCGAAACAACAUUUCAAGCGAUGGAAUAAAACGAAAAUCGUUUGCUGGACUUCGUGGGGUCGAGUACCUCGACCUAUCAAGGAACAGUCUGCGGGAAAUACCGCAUCAUCUUCCCCGCAGUUUGAACCGACUUCACCUCGAAGGGAACGAAAUAACCAGAGUUUCACGAAACGCAACGAGCAGACUCAAAAAACUGAAGUAUUUGCUGCUGCAUCAAAACAAUAUUCGGUCGGGUGGAAUUGAAAGCGGAGCGUUGCGUAACCUACACAACCUACACACUCUACGGAUGUUCGGAAACCAUCUUACAGAAAUACCAGAACCACUACCAAAAAGGAUACAUUGUCUUAUUCUACUAAACAACAAGAUCCGAUCGAUCAGCAACAAAGUUUUCCAACACACGAGGACCCUUCAAGAGUUGGACUUGCGGUAUAAUAAACUGACCAACAAGCGAAUUGCAAGGGGAACAUUCAGAAAACUGAAAUCGGCGAACCGAAUUGACUUGUCCGGGAAUCAGCUGCGUGCAGUGCCAGGUCUACCGAGAAACGUGACGACUCUGCUACUUAAUCGAAACCACAUAAAAAAGAUACCACUACGAUCAUUUUCAAGAAUGCCAUAUCUGAAACAAUUAGGAAUGGCCGACAAUCGUAUUCGAAGUGAAGGAAUUCCAUUGAACGCUUUCAAAGUGAACACAAAUAUACAGGUUUUAGAUUUAAGCAGCAACGAACUUGUGAGGUUACCACGGUUUUUUCCACCUAAUGUUGAAUAUCUUUACCUCCAAAACAACAAGAUUACCGAAAUUCGAAAGAUGGCGUUUUUCUCCGCUCCAAAAUUAAAAGGUAUCUUUCUACAAGACAACUUACUACUGCCAGAGACCGUGUUCCGCUCGGCAUUUACAGGCCUUAAAAGUUUACACAGGGUUGAAAUUUCAUGGCGACCGCUGGAGCCGAAUGCAAGUAAUGCGAAAACGCUCAAUCGAAAAAAGCGGGACAAUGCGCUUCCCAAAAUGACUGUUUUUCGACAAUACAAACGAAGAAGACGCGUAAACUAAUUUGUA